Messenger RNA from Acaulospora morrowiae, 526 nucleotides. The record is from the annotation of a GenBank genome assembly. NCBI's taxonomy places the organism in Eukaryota, Fungi, Glomeromycota, Glomeromycetes, Diversisporales, Acaulosporaceae.
CUUGGUGGGUUUUUUUUAUCGCUUUGGUAUUGGCACCAAUAUUGAAUAUCAAAGAGCUUUUGAAAUGUUUUCACUGGCAGCAGCCAAUGCAGACAUUAAUUCGAAUGAUUUCAAUAACCCCUCACUCAUGACCAUGUUCUACACACAAAACAAAAUUUUAGGAACGAUAUCGCUCGGAUAUCUUUACCUAUAUGGUAUAGGUGUGGAGAAAAAUCAAAAGAAGGCAUUUCAAAUAUUCCUGGAAGCUGCCAAGGAAGGGUCAAGCUUGGCAGAAUCUUUCUUGGGAUAUUGCUGUUCGGAAGGAUAUGGUGUCGAGAAGAACGAAGCGAAAGCUUUUGAAUAUUUUCAGAUCUCUGCGGAGAAAGGAAACAUUGUGAGCCUUUGUGACAUCGCAUACAGCUAUCAGAAAGGUCUUGGAGUUCAAAAGGACGAAAAGAGAGGUUUCGAGUUGCUCCUGCAAGCAGCGGAAGGUGGAAGCCUAAAGGCGCAAAACAGUCUAGGGAUAUGUUAUGAGAAUGGGAACGGU